Molecule: messenger RNA, 789 nt
Organism: Linderina pennispora
Lineage: Eukaryota; Fungi; Kickxellomycota; Kickxellomycetes; Kickxellales; Kickxellaceae
Product: WD40 repeat-like protein
Exons: 1
Coding region: 1-789 (262 amino acids)
Biological process (GO): protein ubiquitination
Molecular function (GO): protein binding
Source: RefSeq, a predicted model, not a curated record
AUGGCGGACCACACGGUGAAUAGGCUGGCGGUACAUCCAGUUGGGCAGUUCCGGCAGGCGGGCGUGGUUGCAGGGACGGGCGUCAGCAUCUGGGAUCUGUCGGGAACAACAGCUAGUAUGAAGGCGGUGGUGAGCCCGGCGCGGUACUCGAUGGACGAGGUCGAGGCGAUGUCAUGGGAUCCGUCGUCGAGCAGCCAGCUGGCGACAGCAGACGGGCCGAGCGUGCGCGGCUGGGAUACACGCACAGAUACGGCAAACCAGAGACCCGCGUUUACCGUGGAUUAUGCGCACAACGGCAAGGUGCGAGCCAUCGACUACAACCCUAACAUGCCACACAUACUGGCCACUGGCGGCGACGACGGGUGUGUGCGCCUGUGGGAUGCACGUAGUCUGGCAGGACCAGUCAUAGAUAUUGCGCACCACACGCACUGGGUGUAUAGCGUGGAAUUCAACCCGAACCACGACCAGCUGGUGCUCUCGGCGGGCGCCGACGGGCUUGUCAAUCUGGAGAGCGCAGUCAGCGUGUCGUCGGCGCAGGCUGUGGCGACAAUUGACGACGGGCAAGCGGAUAGUACCGAUGGGCCGAUCGACGACUUUGACUACGACGAGAGCGACGGGAUUGGACGGCCAGCGGACGGCCUGGUAGCGCAGUUUGACGACCACGAGACCAGCGUAUACGCUGCCCACUGGUCUGCCGCCGACCCGUGGGUCUUUGCGUCGCUGUCGUUUGACGGCCGCAUGGUGAUCAACACGGUACCGCGCGAGGAAAAGUACAAGAUCCUGCUGUAG